Molecule: messenger RNA, 489 nt
Organism: Lycium ferocissimum
Lineage: Eukaryota; Viridiplantae; Streptophyta; Magnoliopsida; Solanales; Solanaceae
Exons: 1
Coding region: 1-489 (162 amino acids)
Source: RefSeq, a predicted model, not a curated record
AUGGUGAAAUGGGUGACUAAGCAAGCCGUUAUUAAGUUUAGUAGUGGGAGGUAUCAAGAUGAGCUCUUAUGUGACAUAGUACCAAUGAAAGCGUGUCACAUCUUGCUUGGGAGGCCUUGGCAAUGUGAUAGGGAUGCGCAACAUAUUGGGAGGUCCAACAAGUAUACUUUUGUACUUGGAGGUCGAAAAUUUGUUCUUGCUUCAUUAACACCCUAUCAAGUUAGUGAAGAUUAUAGAAUCAUGAAAGAACUCCGAGAGAGGGUUCAAGUGGAGGAAAUGGAGAAGCGUGAGAAGGGAGCCUUGGUGGCCAUUGGUGGAGAAGGAUCAUCUCAAGAUGGAUCCAAGAGGUGUAUGUUGGCCAAGCCAAGAAAUUGUUUGAAGGGAAUUGAAGAGAGGAACUUAAUGGUGUACCUUGUAAACAAAGAUCUUCUUUUGCAUACUAACCAAACUGCUAGCACUUUUCCUAGUAGUGUGACUUCUCUUUUGUAA